Messenger RNA from Zea mays, 1442 nucleotides. RefSeq lists its product as uncharacterized. The coding region runs from base 420 to 1139 and encodes 239 amino acids. The record is from RefSeq and is a predicted model, not a curated record. The transcript has 3 exons. NCBI's taxonomy places the organism in Eukaryota, Viridiplantae, Streptophyta, Magnoliopsida, Poales, Poaceae.
AAUCCACCGCCACGCCCCUGCUCGCCGAUGGAAGGUCUCCACGCGCAAUCCGUCGCCUGCCAUCGCCAGCGCGCAAUCCUUUUCAUCCACGCCCGCAACGCCCGCCCCUGCGCCAAAUCCGCCGCCCCUGCGCCAAAUCUUGCAUGCCUGCCGUCGCGACUCCCGCACGUUGGUAGUUACAGACCUCGGUGAGCUUCACGAGUAGACGAAUGCUUUCGAUUCGAGGGCGCCGUACCCCGCCAUUGAGCAUUGACCUUAAGAUUCAUGAGUUGAUAUUCUGUUCCGCUCAGGUAUAUUUUCUUGUUCGAUCUGAAGCAGACUGUAUAGGUGAUUUUCUCUUCCUUUUGGGGGAUGCUGCGGAGCGAACGCUGAGGAGCGGCGACGAGUUUUGAUUCAGGUGUAGAGGGUUUCUAGAAUCGAUGGGGUCGGAGAAGGGUGGAGCGAAGGUUAUUGGCGGCGGCGGGAUCUUCAACCUAUUUGAUUGGAAGCGAAAGUCGCGCAAGAAGCUGUUCUCCAACUCGCCCAAGGGGUCCAAGCUUGUUAAGAGGAGCGAAGAAACCUUGCUGUCAGGGCGUCUCCACUUGGGUGAUGAUGAUGAAUGGAUUGGUGUAUCAAGCUUCAAGGGGAGCAGCGACUACAGCUGUGCGUCUUCAGUGACCGAUGAGGAAGUGCGUGAGAUGAAGGCGCCAGGUGUGGUGGCCAGGCUCAUGGGCUUGGACGCCAUGCCCACCUCGGGUGUUCCAGAACCGUAUUGCACACCUUUCCGAGACACAAGAUUGUUCAGGUACAGCCACAACCUCAAGAGGAGCCCUGAGUACUCAAUGAAUGACCAGUUCAGUCAUGUUCCUCAAAGAGUUGAUGGUUAUAUCAGGAAGCCAUUGGAUCUCCAAGCACCAAAGAUGCCAAGCAGCCCGAUUGAAAGAUUCCAGAUGGAAGCAUUGCCACCAAGGUCUGCAAAGCACCUACCCAUGUCUCACCAAGGUCUGCAAAGCACCUGUUGCAGGUUUUACAAAGGACUCAUUGAGUUUCUGGUGCUGCUUAUUAGUUUCUGCAGGUGGAUUAUUCUUAAGUUUAGGCUCGGGUGCUUUUUCCUGCUUGUCGUUCGUCUUUUUCUUGCUCUUGGACUGGCUCCUGUUUAGCUUGAUGAACUCAAGACACUGGCGAAUGAUUGUCAGCACCGUGAAAUGAGUCUCGAAGUCGUUCCUGAUGAUGGGGUGGAGGUUGGGGCCGUUGUUGCUCUAGGUGUAGUUCUCGAUGAAGUAGACACAAUCAAUUUUGGCCCUGAACGAGACCUCCCGUAGAAGCUCUUCGGCCUGCCUAAUGGAUCUCAUGGCCUUCUUAAAAGUCAUUUCUGAUGACGCGGUGGAGGUUGGGGCCGUUUUGCGAAGGUGGGUCAGUUUUCUAUUAGUACCAAAGAAAUUAAAGAAACAAAAAGGCUCACA